GUGGGCGUGUCCCUCCCCACGCGUCCAAGUCAGGUGCGCAAGCUCCAGCGGCCGUCGCUGACAGAGGCAGGCGGAGGCGGCCGCCGCCACCACAACCAACCACCCUGGGAAGAUGGGGCGGCCGGAGCUCCGGCGCUGAAGGGCAGCGCGAAGAGACGGACCGGCGGAAGGGCGGGCGCAGGCGGAAGGGGCGGGGCGCAGGCCUAUCAUGAUUCCGCUCUGCAGCCGUUGAAGCCGGCGUGCCCUCGGUUGCCAUGACAACAGGCGACUGCUGCCACCUCCCUGGCUCGCUGUGUGACUGUCCGGGCGGCGCCGCGUUGUCCAAGUUGGUGGAAGAUUCUGACUUUGGGCGUCCACAGUAUGUCACCCAAGUCACGGCCAAGGACGGGCGCCUGCUCUCGACAGUCAUCAAGGCCCUGGGGACGCAGAGUGAUGGCCCCAUCUGUCGAAUCUGCCACGAAGGCGGAAGCGGAGAGAGCCUCCUUUCGCCCUGCGACUGCACCGGCACGUUGGGAACUGUCCACAAGAGCUGUCUGGAGAAGUGGCUCUCUUCCUCCAACACGAGCUACUGUGAGCUCUGCCACACGGAGUUUGUUGUGGAGAGGCGGCCCAGGCCCCUGAUAGAGUGGCUGAAGGAUCCUGGGCCACGCAAUGAGAAGCGGACGCUCUUCUGCGACAUGGUGUGUUUCCUGUUCAUCACCCCGCUGGCUGCCAUCUCGGGCUGGCUGUGCCUGCGCGGCGCCCAAGACCACCUGCAGUUCAACAGCCGCCUGGAGGCCAUUGGCCUCAUCGCCCUGACCAUAGCACUUUUCACAAUCUAUGUCCUCUGGACACUGGUGUCAUUCCGCUACCAUUGCCAGCUGUACUCAGAGUGGCGAAGGACCAAUCAGAAAGUCCGCCUGAUGAUUCCGGACUCGAGGAACCCGCGCCCCGUCUCCCACUCCCUGCUGUCCUCCAAGCUCCUGAAGAAGAAGGCUGAUGAGACGACCGUAUGAGCCAGGAGCGGCUUCCUCCGUGAGGCGGUGUGGGGGGGUACCUCCCCUCUCACAGGGGGCGAGCGGGAUAGCACUUUCUCCAGGCAGCAGCGGCAAAGACUCCCCUAAACAAUCAGCCCGGCUGAAGGGGCACCUUGAUGCUGGGCCAUCCCUCGAGGUGAGAGCACGAAAUGAGAACCAAGCCCCCCCGGGUGCGUGCAAUGAGCUGGGCAGGCGUCCGUCGGCCAGGCUCCCGUCUUCAAGACAAAACCCAGUGCGGGGGAAAUAGAAGCCUCUCCCCAUAUCCAUAUAUCUAUAUUAUAUUAUCAUAAUUAUUGUUGUUA
This is a messenger RNA of Rhineura floridana, 1318 nucleotides long. RefSeq names its product membrane associated ring-CH-type finger 2 (gene MARCHF2). Lineage: Eukaryota; Metazoa; Chordata; Lepidosauria; Squamata; Rhineuridae. Gene Ontology annotation, molecular function: zinc ion binding; ubiquitin-protein transferase activity. Bases 255 to 995 code for a protein of 246 amino acids. The transcript is spliced from 5 exons. Gene Ontology annotation, biological process: protein ubiquitination. The record is from RefSeq and is a predicted model, not a curated record.